AGGUAGGUAUUGUAUCCUCGAAAAAUCAGAUCGGUGAUUAGUAGGAGGAAGGGAAGAGUGAUUUUUAGAGGAGGGAGGAAAGAAAGAGAAUGGGAGGGUGUGCAUCAAGGCCAGAUAGCUGUGUUUGUUUACCAUCAUCAAAUAAGAAGAAAAACGGGAAGCAAAGAAGAAGAAGAAGAAGAAGAAGAAUAAUCUCAAGGCGUGUUUCUUCUCUUAAGGCUGACAAACUCAAUGUUCCCGGUCAACCAGAUCGCUCUUACUCUAAUCCUGCUUUUCAAGGAAGCAUGGAUGGUGCCUGGUCUGAUGCUAUUUCAGUGCUUGAAUCUGAAUUUGAUGAUGAAUUUUAUAGUGUCUAUGAUGAUGUUGUAUCUGUUACCGAACCAGAGAAUGCGUCUGUUUCGUCGCCGAGAGAUUCAAAUAUUAUGCAGUCUAAAGCCAAUGAUUCCCGGAGUAAUGAUCAAGUGACUCCUGUAUAUGCGGAUGAAGUUUCUAAUGUGAGCGUUGGAGGUCAAGAGGAGAACAAUCACAGUGGGAUUCUUCCAAAUAAUUGCUUGCCUUUCCUUGCUUCAACUGUCGCUUCCAUUGACAAGAAAAGACCAUUGAGUCCAGGCACACCGAGUUCCAAGAGAAAGCCUUCUCUUAAACUUUCUUUCAAACGGAGAGAAGGGAAUGUUACCAAUCCGACCUUAGUUUCACCCAAGGCAUUUGUGCGAAGACCUAUUGCUGGUUCCUCAAUCCCUUACUGCCCCACAGAUAAGAAGAUGACUGAUUGUUGGUCACCCAUUGAGCCAAGUACUUUCAAAGUUCGGGGAAAGAACUAUUUUAGGGAUAAGAAGAAAGAUUGUGCUCCAAACUGUGCUGCAUUUUAUCCUUUUGGUGCUGACAUUUUUCUAUCUCCGAGGAAAAUUCAUCACAUUGCUAGAUUUGUGGAACUUCCUCAUGUCAACACAUCCGAUGAAGUUCCUAGUGUUCUUGUCGUAAAUGUUCAGAUACCUCUGUAUCCUGCCACAAUAUUUCAAAGUGAAAAUGAUGGAGAAGGAAUGAACUUGGUCCUGUAUUUUAAACUAUCUGAAAGUUACUCAAAAGAGCUCCCCCCUCAUUUUCAAGAGAAUAUCAGUAGGUUGAUUAAUGAUGAAGUGGAGAGGGUUAGAGGGUUCCCUCUAGAUACCAUAGCACCAUUUAGGGAAAGAUUAAAAAUAUUUGGCCGACUAGAAAAUCUAGAAGAUCUUCAAUUAAGCGCUACUGAAAAGAAGCUUAUGAGUGCCUACAAUGAGAAACCUGUGCUCUCACGUCCUCAACAUGAAUUCUAUUUGGGAGAAAACUACUUGGAGAUUGAUCUGGAUAUGCAUAGAUUUAGCUACAUCUCUAGAAAAGGUCUUGAAACCUUACAAGACAGGCUGAAGCUUUGUGUCUUGGAUUUUGGCCUGACAAUUCAGGGCCACAAGCCAGAAGACUUGCCUGAACAUUUGUUAUGUUGCAUACGUCUGAAUAAAGUGGACCACACCAAGUACCGUCAACUGGGGUGUUGACUAGGCACGUGUUAAACUGAGCUAGGGUUUUGAUACUGGAGCAUUUUUUAGUCAAUGAAAAACUUAUCUGAUAACCAAAAAUCCUAUUUUUAGUACUCGUUAUCAUCUCCAUUCAGGAUGUGUGCAAGCUGAAAUGUGAUCAUGCAUCCUCCUCUGUUGAGUUUAUUAAGCUCCUUCAUUGAUUUUUAUAGAUUGUAACUCGAGUGUACAGUUCUGAUGAAACAGAAUGCAAAUAAAUUCUUUCUUCUCCGCUUCA
Messenger RNA from Populus nigra (black poplar), 1785 nucleotides. RefSeq lists its product as uncharacterized. The coding region runs from base 90 to 1529 and encodes 479 amino acids. The transcript has 9 exons. The record is from RefSeq and is a predicted model, not a curated record. Lineage: Eukaryota; Viridiplantae; Streptophyta; Magnoliopsida; Malpighiales; Salicaceae.